CGUUUAAACAAAAAAACAGCAAAUGAACAAAAGCCACAAGAGCGUGGCUUUUAAAAUUGACUUUUAACGUAUUUAAUUUGAGUGUGUGUCGUGAUUUAAAUUAGACGGAUGACAUUGUUGCAUUGCAUACGUCGCUGGAUUACUGUGGAAUUAUUGUCACAAUAACUAAACGCAGGAGUCUGUGAUGGUGAAAUGCUGACGUUAAGGAUCAGGAUCACAGUUUUUCCUAUUGGUUUAUAUUUCUACAGCAGUUUGUCCGAAUGAAAACCAGUACACAAUAGUAAAAACAAUAAUCAUUGACACUUUUAUUAAUAAAAGGUUGUCAUGUUAUUACCAUGCUUAGUCACCCGCUUAAAUCAUUUUCCCUUUGGCUCUCAUGUGAGAGGUUGUAGGUAGUGAUUUCCCCUCUGUUGUGUAUGUGAUGAAUCAACAAAGCAAAUGAAACGAGUUUCUAUCCACAAAUAUUUCUUUUUCCAAGGACAAACACAAGCAUCUGGAAAAUUGUUGUUGACAUUUGUUGUUGGCCAAAACUACAAUUGAAAUCCGUCUUUAUUUUGAACAGGCAGCAUCUACUUAAAGCUCUCUUCUCCUGAUUUAGUUGCAUGGCGAUUAAGUAUGCACACACACACACACACACACACACACACACACACACACACACACACACUAAAACAAAUGAAAUACGUAUCGACAAACGCAGGACUUUUAAAUCUUAGAAUGGUAUAACGUAGAGUUGCCAGAAUACACAAUCAUUCUCAUGUAAUCGCAUAGUAACUGUAUUCCUAUUCAAAGUGGCUCUAAUAAACAGUUGUAACGCGCAUGUUCUACCCCUGUAGCCCUUCGUGUAUUCCGUUCCUCAUCGCCACUGACAAUGCAGUAUAUAAUCGGACUAGCUGUUUGUGAUGAAUGGGAUUCAGUCCGACAUGAAACCUAAUCCGUCCUUGUCCAGAGAUCCAGCUCCUGUAUUUGAACUGACUUUCCUUAAAAGGCAAAACUGUUUUAAUAUGAGUUUAUUUUAUGUCUUCUCUCAGAAAAAUGACGAGACCAUUAUUAUAUUUAAAUAUACACAUAGGACUGACCCUACACGUACCGGCUAUACAUUUAUUAUUAUCUUUUUUUUUAAGAUCGCAUUUGCUCACGGUUUAGUUCACGUGUUAAUUCGAAUCAUUCGUUUCUUUCUUUAAUAUAAUCUGGAGAAGCAUCACCAAAUGACAAGUGAUCGAUGACAAUAACUACAAUUAAAUGAUUUUGAUAUUAUUACUUGGACUAAGUCAACAUAUGGAUACUGAUUUUAUUUAUUUUAAUUUUUUCAAUGGUGGUUUUAAUUUCAGAGCGUGUUUUUAGUUUUAAAUCAACAUGCAUCAAACUCAGGAUUAUUCCUAGUCUGCUACAUACUUUCCCCCGGGAUUAACACAAUAUUAAUCUGAUUGUGAAGGCCUGAUUGUGGAUUAUUAGGGAAUACUGAGCACGGAUAUGUUGCAAAUAUGAGGCGCACGUGACCAGCCGGUAAUUGGCUCAGUAUAUGUCCGCGCGCACGCAAUGCUGUGUCCUUGAUGGCACGUCCUUGUGACGAAGGCACCGCGGAGCGUGCACGUCACGUGCUACACAGGGAGCUCGGAGAUGGGAGAGGAAGAGUGGUGACGUCUGACUGUCCCAAAAAAGAAAAGAAAAAAAAAACAGGAGCGGAAGCUAUGAAGCGGAAGUUUACUGUGGAGACGUGAAUCCGAGCGGCAGCUCCUUUGGGGCAGGCAGAUACAGAGAGAGAGAGAGAGAGAACACACAGCAGCUUCUCAUUGGUUCACUGAAACCAAAACAAGCACACAAGUCCCGCCUCCAACCUGACGCAUGACGUGAGAAUCCAAAGCUCAAAGCCCCGCCCCCUCUCUCCUCCUCCUCUCCUCUCGCAGGAUCACAGGAGGCUGCACUGUUCAAGAAUUGAGUUCUGCUGCCACACUCAGGACAAACGCAGAGUUACCGUUAAUUCAAAUCCUGUUCAAAGGAACAUAAAUAACCUUUUUUUUUGACAAUACAAAAAAAUAAUAAAAAUCCCACUUCUUGCAGCAUUCAUAUGCACGUAAACCGCAAACGCUUGGCGUAAUUGUAGAACAUUUGUAGUAUCGGGCGUUUUGAAGUAACAUAUUUUCCAUUUGUGGUGCCAUUUUGUUCCUGUGUUAAAUCAUAUGUUGCACCGGAAAUGUAAACGAUCAUAUGGUUAUUUUCAUGAGAAUAAAUAUAAAAGCUGACCUAUUUUGCAUCGAUUUCACAUCCUCCAUGAUAAAUGUCUGUAUUACUCCGCAUGACUGAAUAAUCUCACAUUUUUGGGCAGAUGUGGGAUUAACCAAAGCGCUAAAAAGAAAAAAACAAACAAUGACCUGUCUUUUUUCUGUGGUGUCUCCUGGUCCCUGAAUGUCUGUGAUCUGCUUUGCCAGACGCAGACGAGACCAGUCACUCGGCUUUGCUCUUUACAUUGACCUUCGCUCUCUCUCCGUGCGUAAUGGAGGCGAGGCCUGCAACCUUCGGUCACUGAGCAACACAGCUUUGGUCAGUUUUUUUUCUUUUUUAAAAAAGGAAAAAAUAGACCAGUCUGGUUUUGAAGUUAAUCUGGCGAUAACCCAUCGACCUGAGCAGACACGAGCUUAUCCAGGACCGUGGCAGUGGUCAAAUAGAAGCACUUGACCGAGAUUAUGUGAAGGCCUUAUCCAUGUCCCAGGCGGCGACUUUUUCAUCCACAUACGGAAUUUUCUUGUCCUUAUACCCACGUAUAUAACCUUCUUUGUUUUCAAGUAUCAAGUGCCACAUCAUUUACACUAGAAUAGUGAUGUUUUAGGAGAAAAAAAACACCGUAUAUGUCUAACAUGUCCAUGUGCAGUGAGUACAUAUGUGGACGAUGUUUGCGUCGAAUGCGUGACCUUUGUUUUUGCACAAAUUCCCCUCAAGCCAAAACGCAGAUCAAUGUAGGUCAAAGUCUUUGUUAAAUGACUGCACUUGAACUACGUUACGUAGAAUUUUUUUGUGACUUUCUUAAAAACAUUAAACAAAUGCUAGUCUCCGAAAUAAAAGUUUAAACCUGCUUUUUUGAAAGCUGCUGUCAUACGCUUCGUGUUCGCAUCCUUUCGUGCGUAAAGAAAAGUGUCUGACAUUAGUUUUAAUCCAAAAUAAACCGACUGGAAGAUAAAUGUCUUCUUUUUCUUUUUAAAGUAAGUCAGCUGCAUAUGUUGAUUUGCUGAAGCGAGAGCGCAAAUACUGAAAAAUACGUGAGGAAAAAAAGAUAUUUAAAUCAAAUCUUUAAAUCGAGUCGUGAUAUGACCUGAUUUCGGAUAAUACAAAUUGUUCAGAAUGUCCAUAAAAUAUGUUAUAAUGUUCAGAAGGUGCACACGAUCUUAUUUAGUGGCGAGGUUUGUUGUGAAAUGUCCCUCUGUCGAAUAAACACGAAUCUGAAAGCGCAGAGUGUACAUUUAUAUAUCUGUGGAAAUCAGACGGGAUCCUUAUACGUGCAGAAAACACCGGCGCAUCAGAGGCGCUAAGUGAUUUGUGUUAUUUCAAAAUUGCUUCCAAACCCUGCGCGUGUUUGAUGUCAACAUUUCCUCAACACCGCCACUGUUGGAUAACACAUGAUGCCAAAUACGACAGGAGAUGUUAAACUAUAAUGCAAACAUGUCGCGAAACACUAUGUAAUUAAUCCAUAAUCACCCGCAGGAUCAGUCACUAGUAUACUGUCCAAUAUGUAUAUAUGUGUAUAUAUGUAUAUAUAUAUAUAAAUAUCUCAAUACUCUGACUAUUGCACCUACAUUUGUACCGCAAUUUCCGUUCACAAGAUCAUUUGUUGCUUUCUAUUCCUUAUACCCGCACUGAACUGGGUAACGUGGCUUUUGUCAGUUUUUUGUUUUGGUUAUAUCUUCACCUUUUGCAUGGAAUACUGAAAACUGAGUUAAUUUCAUUGGACACUUCAAAUCCAAACUGUGUUCUUGAGGCUCAUACUCGACAACAUGCACUUGUUUUUCAUCAUGUGCUUGUAAAUUUAACAUGGAUUCUCUCUUUUUAAAAUUUCUAUUAAGCUUGUGUUUAACUGUGUCAAUUUGUAACCGUUGACUGUUUCGUAUUUGGUGUUGUGUGUCUUGGCCAGGACUCCCUUUUGGAAAAAGAGGUUCUUAACCUCAAUGGGGUUUUUCCUGGUUAAAUAAAGGAUACAAAAAAUACAAAUCUCUACUGUUCGCUACAGGCCCAGUCCGAUUAGUUUCGGUUAAAACUAUAAUUAGAUGUGUUAUUUUCUUAGUAUGCACGCACCAUGUGUGAAUUUAAAUUGAAUGAUGAGUUUUUUUGUUCACUUAAGACGCCACUAAUGUUUUUGAACAUUUGGUUUCUCUAUGCUUAUAUUUCAAAUUAUUUCCUCCUGUCAUACAUUUUCAUGUAUUUCUUCUUUGUUCUCGUGAUUAUAACAAAUGUCAUUUUAUGUCCUUUUGUUCAGGCCCACUACUCCACGCCUCGUUUCCCAGGAUAUACCCUCUGCAGGCUAAUCCAGCUUUGUGCGUCUCCACUGCUCCCGUUGACCGUGGAGUUGAUCAGCUUCUCCUGCGUGUGUGUGUGUGGCUCUUGUGUGGUCCGUCUGUCGUCGCCAUCGCUGUCGUGCCCACGGUUGUGUCACCUGUGGAUAAAUCAACAAGUUGGACGCGGAAAUCAGGUUCACAUUUUCCUCAGAAACGAAUCCUGCUCGCUGCUUUUGUGCUCGAGCUCCAUGAUGGAUAUCGCUCCGACUGCUACGUAGCCUUGGAGUGGGAGGGACUGCCCAUCUUCCAGCAAUUCCAUUGGUUUUACAGUUCGCACGGCGGAGAGGGGGGUGCCGCUAAUCAUAUCCAACAUGUUUUGUACAAGAAAUGUCAGCCAGAAAGGGCUAUCUUCUCCCUUCGCCAAAAUACACCACAAUAAUGUCAUGUUCGGACAGCCCGUCAGGAAAUGCGUUUUUAGUGGAUUCUUUGAUCAGUGGCCGCACGGAGAGCGGCGGAGGUCACUAUGCGGGGAGCGCGGUGUGCGUGCCUCAUAGCACCGCUACAGAAGUGCCUUACGGACUACACAACUAUGGAUACUUCCCAGGUAUGGGUAAGCGGAACGAGGUGGGCGCCCAGAACAUGGUUUCAGCUUCUGGUGCGUACAUGUCCAGCAUGGAGAUGUGGAUGGACGCGCAGAGGUCAUGUCGAAUGGAUCAAGAGCACCCGGUAGGUCCUCAGGUCGCGCCCUGCUCGUUCCCGCAGAACAUUAAGGAAGAGAGCACCUACUGCCUGUAUGAGCAGCCGAAGUGUCCUAAAGCCUCCACCGCUGAAGAUCUAACGUAUUCGAGGCUAACUACAGCUGGCCUCGGCUCCACGUCUUGCACAGUGACCGAUGGUGGUGGUGGUGGAGGAGGAGGAGGCGGUGGCGGCGGGGGCUCAGUGCCUGUGCCGUGCUACUUCCGCUUGUCUCAGACGCACGCACAUUCUCAUAAACUUUACAACACCAACGGCCCCCAACCGAACCCUUCCCAUUCUCAUUUUGGCCUACACCCCACUGUUUCUGCUCGUUUCCACACGCCACCAACCUCGGCUUCUGCUCCAGCUUCGGGGCUGGAGGAGCGGAGCACCGAGGAGCCCGUGUCCUCGGCGAAAACAAACGUACAGCCUCACGUUACACCGGGGGCCGAAGAGGCGAGGGUGUCCUCGGAUGCAGAAGCGUCCUCAGAAGAGGAGCCGGAGGAGAAUGACAAAGACAGACCAGCAAAGACCACUAAAGGAGACACAAAACGUGAUGAAAACAUGGCCAACUGGCUGACGGCGAAAAGCGGCCGGAAGAAGCGCUGUCCAUACACCAAGCAUCAGACACUGGAGCUGGAGAAGGAGUUCCUCUUCAACAUGUACCUUACCCGAGAGCGCCGCCUAGAGAUCAGUAAAAGCGUCCACCUGACGGACAGACAGGUUAAAAUCUGGUUCCAGAACCGCAGGAUGAAACUGAAGAAGAUGACGCGGGAAAACCGGAUCCGGGAGCUCACCUCCAACUAUGGAUUUUCAUGAUGAACAAACCACCUGAUUACAGUGAAAACACAGGGGGAAAAUAGGUGAAAUCAAAUACACCUCACCAUUUUGUCCACAUGACUCAGUUGACAGUGUUGGGGACAUACAACUUCCUUUUUCAUUUCAAGACGAGGUUAUAAUAAUGUCAGUUCACCGUCAUCUCUGAGGAAAGAGGAAAGCGAGAGAAAUGUCAUGAGGUUCUGCUGAUUGUUUUUUUCCUGAUGUAGUCUUUUUGUGUUGUCGACACGUUUCUGUCACUUCUGUCGUAUGUUUGGAUGGUGUCGUCAGUGGCGUUCAGUCAAUGCAGUUUAUACACACACACACACACACACACACACACACACACACACACACACAC
Solea senegalensis (Senegalese sole) is the source of this 6396-nucleotide messenger RNA. RefSeq names its product homeobox protein Hox-A10. Gene Ontology annotation, biological process: regulation of transcription by RNA polymerase II. NCBI's taxonomy places the organism in Eukaryota, Metazoa, Chordata, Actinopteri, Pleuronectiformes, Soleidae. The transcript has 3 exons. Gene Ontology annotation, cellular component: nucleus. The record is from RefSeq and is a predicted model, not a curated record. Gene Ontology annotation, molecular function: RNA polymerase II cis-regulatory region sequence-specific DNA binding; DNA-binding transcription factor activity, RNA polymerase II-specific. Bases 4872 to 6038 code for a protein of 388 amino acids.